Molecule: messenger RNA, 1071 nt
Organism: Emiliania huxleyi CCMP1516
Lineage: Eukaryota; Haptophyta; Isochrysidales; Noelaerhabdaceae
Exons: 3
Coding region: 1-1071 (356 amino acids)
Biological process (GO): ribosome biogenesis
Cellular component (GO): nucleus
Molecular function (GO): ATP binding; ATP hydrolysis activity; RNA binding
Source: RefSeq, a predicted model, not a curated record
AUGAGGCGCGUUGCACUUGCCAGUGCUGCCCUGGCCUUCUGUCUACCCGCCCAAUGGGUGGCAGGCGCCGCCGCCACCGCCGCCUCCGGGUUCGAGGACUACGCCUCUGCCGCCUCCGCCGCCAGAUUCGAAGACUACGUUUCCGCCUCCUCCGCCGCCGGAUUCGAAGCGGACGCUUCCGCCGCCUCCGCCGCCGGAUUCGAAACGUGCGACCGCUGGGUUGAUCUGCAUCUGGUCUGCGAGCUUCUGAAUCCUCCCGACAAUGUAUUCCAGCUGCGGAUCCGGCCCCAGAUUGAUGGAAAUGCCCAAGGUCUUCAGGAAAGCUUCGACAUUUCGGUGCGGGUCCUCUUCGCCCGCGGGCGCGCCUCGGCGCCUUGCGUCAUCUUCUUCGACGAGCUCGACGCGCUCGUGCCGCGCCGCGGCGGCGAGGCUGGCUCGCAGGCCACCGAGCGCGUCGUCAACCAGCUGCUCACCGAGAUGGACGGCCUCGAGAACCGCGCCGCCGUCUACGUCGUCGCCGCCACCAACCGGCCAGACAUCAUCGACCCGGCGAUGCUCCGGCCCGGCCGGCUCGACAAGCUCCUCUACGUCCCCCUCCCGCCCCCCGGCGCGCGGGCCGACAUCCUGCGCGCCGCCGCGCGCCGCACGCCGCUCGCGCCCGACGUCGACCUCGAGGCGGUCGCGCGCGACCCGCGCAGUGACGGCCUCUCUGGCGCCGACCUGGCGCACCUGGUCCGCGAGGCGGCCACCAACGCGCUGCGCGAUCUGCGCGCGGCGGAGAGCGGCGGCGGCGGAGGCGGAGGCGAAGGCGGAGGCGAAGGCGGAGGCGAAGGCGGAGGCGUAGGCGUGCAGGUCCAGCGGGCGCACUUCGAGCGCGCGCUCGACACGGUGCGGCCGUCCGUCUCGGCGAAGGACGAGGCUCGCUACAAGCAGCUCGCCUCGAGGCUGCGCAAGCGGAGGGCGGAGGGCGGCAGCAGUGAGAGGCCGGGCGGAGGCACGCCCUCGGCAGCCCCGGCGGGAGGAGCUGCGGCCGAGGGUGGCGAGCCGGCGGCGGAAGGGGAGUGCAUCUAG